AUGAUUUCUUGUCUUAAAAGAUUUUUUUCCACCAAACCCACCCCAAUGAGCAAAGACACCGUCGCAUACGUCCAGAAGUUGAUCAAGGAGAAACCAGUCUUCAUUGCCUCCAAGACUUACUGCCCAUACUGCACUGAAGCAAAGAGAACGAUCAAGUCCAUCACGCUGGACAUCUACAUUUUGGAGUUGGACAAGUUGGACAACGGCGCCGAGAUCCAAGCUGCUUUGUAUGAAAUCACGUCGCAAAGAACCGUGCCUAACGUGUUCAUCAACGGCGAGCACAUUGGAGGCAACUCCGAUGUCCAGGCCUUGAAGUCCAAGGACGAGUUGGAGACCAAGAUCAAGGCUGCUUUGUAA
Molecule: messenger RNA, 357 nt
Organism: Metschnikowia bicuspidata var. bicuspidata NRRL YB-4993
Lineage: Eukaryota; Fungi; Ascomycota; Pichiomycetes; Serinales; Metschnikowiaceae
Gene: TTR1
Product: dithiol glutaredoxin
Exons: 1
Coding region: 1-357 (118 amino acids)
Biological process (GO): cellular response to oxidative stress
Cellular component (GO): cytoplasm; nucleus
Molecular function (GO): glutathione disulfide oxidoreductase activity
Source: RefSeq, a predicted model, not a curated record